This is a messenger RNA of Drosophila bipectinata, 1493 nucleotides long. Its product is annotated as synaptic vesicle 2-related protein. NCBI's taxonomy places the organism in Eukaryota, Metazoa, Arthropoda, Insecta, Diptera, Drosophilidae. The record is from RefSeq and is a predicted model, not a curated record. Gene Ontology annotation, molecular function: transmembrane transporter activity. Gene Ontology annotation, biological process: transmembrane transport. Gene Ontology annotation, cellular component: membrane.
AAGCAUUCAAGUUUUAGAUGUGUUUAAUGUAAUAGAACAAGGCUAUUGGCGAAAUGUAUUACCUAAAUAACGAGGCUGUGGCGGUGCCGUCAUCUGGAAACUACGCUCAAAGGGAGGUAAACUCUUCCACUCUAGAGUUAAAGACUGUAUCCAUAAAUCCAGAUGAUACCUACACUGUUCAGCAAGCAAUCAAUGCUUUCGGGUUUGGAUGGUUUCACGUCAAGUUAUCCCUCUUGGUGGGACUUUGCUGGAUGUCCGAUUCCAUGGAGAUGGCCAUCUUGAGUAUUCUUGGACCAGCAUUGUUUUGUGAGUGGAAUGUCACUAAAUUCCAGCAGGCUUCCGUCACCACCAUAGUGUUUUUGGGCAUGAUGCUUAGCUCCAGUUUUUGGACGCAACUAAGUAACAGAUAUGGUCGCAAAUCUGCCCUUACUUUGUUUGGAGUAUUGCUAGUUUUGUAUAGUAUUCUCAGCUCAGUGGCACCCAGUUAUGCCUGGCUUUUGACCCUGCGCGGCCUAGUAGGUUUUGCAAUAGGUUGUGUUCCUCAAUCUGUAACUUUAUAUGCCGAGUUUCUGCCAACCAAACACAAAGGAAAAUGUGUAGUUUUAAUGGACUGUUUCUGGGCUUUGGGAGCCUGCUUUGAGGUAGUUCUGGCCCUAGUUGUGUAUCCAUAUUAUGGUUGGCGUGGACUUUUGGGCCUUUCAGCCACGCCUUUAUUAAUGUUCACUCUACUAUCACCGUGGCUUAGCGAAUCAGCCCGUUAUUACUCCUAUAAUGGUAACCACGACAAGGCUAUCAAAGUACUGGAACAGAUUGCCCAUAAUAAUAAGCGACAUAUGCUCAUUGGUCGCUUGAUUUCUGACGAAGAACCCAGCUCUACGGAAAGUUUUCGGUCACUUCUAAGUCCAAACCUAUACAGAACCACUCUCUUAUUGUGGUUCAUAUGGCUUGCUUCGGCUUUUUGUUAUUAUGGAUUGGUUCUGGUAACCACGGAACUCCUGGUGGCCAGAAAUAAGGAGAACCAUCCUAAUGAGUGCGUUACUUUUAUGACAUCGGACUUUAUGGACUUGCUGUGGAUCACCUUAUCGGAGUUUCCGGGCAUAUUGAUAACCAUUAAGGUCAUAAAGCAGUUUGGCAAAAAGAAAACUAUAGUGCUGCAGUACUUGGUUCUAGUCUUAUGUACUUUGGUAUUAAUGUCUGUUACCAGUCGCUUUGCAACUUCUCUUACUCUGUUCAUUGCUCGAGGAACCAUAUCGGGAAUAUUCCAAGCUAUUUAUGUCUAUACCCCGGAAAUAUAUCCAGCUGGCUUGAGAUCGGUUGGUGUUUCCGGUUGUUCCGUUUUGGCCAGGCUCGGGGCCAUGUUGACACCUUUUGUGGCCCAAGUAUUGAUGGAUACUUCCAAAAUUCAGGCAAUAUCCACCUACGCCCUGGUGGGGCUUUUCGCAUCGGUGGCUUGCAUUUUCCUUCCCAGGGAAAAUGUUGGCUAUCAUAUAUAA